ACCCGGGCUGGAGGCGCGAUCCAGCCGGAUUCCGACUCCGGCGCCAGCGACGCCGCGGCGAGGGGGGCGGGCGGGCGCGCGGCGAGGGUUUGUGCCGUGUGUGCGCGCGUUUGUCUGCGUGUGUGUGUGCGCGUGUCUACAGGUAGCAGCGGCGGCGGCGGCGGGGACCCGAGCAGGGGACGCAUCUGCAGCCACCUCCCCGCCUGUGAUUUUCGGAGGCGAUUGCUCACUUAGCUGACGGAUCCGUACCCUCGGGAGAUCUUCUCUUCCUCUCCAUUUCCACGCGUCUUAGGCGUCUUCCAGUUUCAAGUGUGUGUUUCGGGCAUUUUAUUUUAUUUUAAAAAAAUAUUUUUUUUUCUCCUCUCUUCAUCUCCUCGGGAUUUCUGCAUUAUUGAAGCAGGUGGCUCCGGGUACGAAAUCUUUGGAUACAUUUGGCUUGCCAAGUUUUUCUCUUCCCCUUCCCCUCCCGCUUUUAAAGGCAUCUGUAGUGUUUUUUUUCCCCCCCUUGGAUUUAUAUGCAGAAAACGUAUAUAUGUUUAUAUACCGACCGCGUACUGUAUAAAUACAUAUAUGCGUGCCCAAGCGCUUGGUUUUCGUGUACUCUCCCCGGCGAAGCGGCAUGUUUUGGAGCCGAUGGAUAAGGAGAACAGUAUUAACAUUCUUUUGAGCCUGUUUUUGGAAGAGGGGAGGGAGCGUGAAGAAUUGUUUAACAUUCGGCCAUCGUUUGGCUGCACACUAAGCAUCACGAAGUAUUUAUGGUUGCAGAUCAGGUGCAAUCGGGGCUUAGAGAGAAAAAGGAUAUAGACCUGCAGCUAACUGGAUUUGAUUAAUAAGAGGGAAUCUACAGUCAAUGGCCACCCUCACCACAUUGCUACGAUGGAAAACACAAUAGUCAAUAGGAUAUGGUCUGAUAAAUAGCAGUGAUUGAAGAUGCUACUUCAAUACGCGUGAAAUCAAUGGGAGAUACUGGCUGCAUAAAGAGCUUUUUGAGCUUUUUGCAACAAGCUCAUCUUUAAGAAAUCAGAGCCGUAUUUCACCGUUAUACAGCCUUUCCAAGUGGAUACAAACACCCUUGCCUCAUCAUACCCAGGCAACUAUACAACUAAUGUGGGACCAUGGCACUGCCCAGGUGCACAUGGCCAAAUUAUGUUUGGAGAGCAAUGAUGGCGUGCUUGGUACAAAGGGGAUCAAGUGCCUCGUUGACUCUCUGUGUAAUGGGAUGUUUACUUCAAGCUGCUCAUGUGCUUGCUCAAAAAUUGGAUGAUGUCGACCCUCUGGUGACUACCAACUUUGGCAAGAUAAGAGGAAUUAAGAAAGAACUCAAUAAUGAAAUUUUGGGGCCUGUUAUUCAGUUUCUUGGGGUGCCAUAUGCAGCUCCGCCAACAGGGGAACAUCGUUUCCAGCCUCCAGAACCACCGACUCCAUGGUCAGAUGUCAGGAAUGCCACUCAGUUUGCUCCUGUGUGUCCCCAGAAUAUCAUUGAUGGAAGACUACCGGAAGUCAUGCUCCCUGUAUGGUUUACUAAUAACUUGGAUGUGGUGUCAUCAUACGUGCAAGACCAGAGUGAAGAUUGCCUAUAUUUAAACAUAUAUGUCCCCACCGAGGAUGUAAAAAGAAUAUCCAAGGAAUGUGCCAGAAAACCCGGCAAGAAAAUAUGUAGAAAAGGAGGUCCCCUUACAAAGAAACAGACAGAUGAUUUAGGUGAUAAUGACGGUGCUGAAGAUGAAGAUAUUCGGGACAGUGGGGGUCCCAAGCCAGUGAUGGUGUAUAUCCACGGUGGCUCCUAUAUGGAAGGUACUGGAAACUUGUAUGACGGGAGUGUCUUGGCAAGUUAUGGCAAUGUGAUCGUCAUCACAGUCAACUAUCGGCUGGGGGUACUUGGAUUUUUGAGCACAGGAGAUCAGGCUGCAAAAGGAAACUAUGGACUCCUUGAUCUCAUACAGGCUUUAAGAUGGACUAGUGAGAACAUUGGAUUCUUUGGUGGUGACCCCUUAAGAAUCACUGUUUUUGGAUCUGGCGCUGGGGGUUCAUGUGUCAAUCUGCUGACUUUAUCCCAUUAUUCUGAAGGUAACCGUUGGAGCAAUUCAACCAAAGGACUUUUUCAACGAGCAAUUGCUCAGAGUGGAACAGCCCUGUCCAGCUGGGCUGUCAGUUUCCAACCUGCAAAAUAUGCUCGAAUGCUGGCCACAAAAGUGGGCUGCAAUGUUUCAGAUACAGUAGAAUUAGUGGAAUGUCUUCAGAAGAAGCCUUACAAAGAACUUGUUGAUCAAGAUAUUCAACCAGCAAGAUACCACAUAGCCUUUGGACCUGUAAUUGAUGGUGACGUUAUACCAGAUGACCCUCAGAUUCUGAUGGAGCAAGGAGAGUUUCUCAACUAUGACAUAAUGUUAGGAGUUAAUCAAGGAGAAGGUUUAAAAUUUGUGGAAAAUAUAGUGGAUAGUGAUGAUGGUAUUUCAGCUAGCGAUUUUGACUUUGCAGUUUCCAAUUUUGUUGAUAAUUUAUAUGGAUAUCCUGAAGGCAAAGAUGUUUUGAGAGAAACAAUUAAAUUUAUGUAUACUGACUGGGCUGACCGUCAUAAUCCUGAAACAAGAAGGAAGACAUUAUUGGCUUUGUUUACUGACCAUCAGUGGGUGGCACCAGCUGUAGCAACAGCAGAUCUUCACUCAAACUUUGGUUCACCUACAUAUUUCUAUGCCUUUUACCAUCAUUGCCAAACAGAUCAGGUUCCAGCUUGGGCUGACGCAGCUCAUGGAGAUGAGGUUCCUUACGUACUUGGAAUCCCCAUGAUUGGACCGACAGAGUUAUUUCCCUGCAAUUUCUCCAAAAAUGAUGUGAUGCUGAGUGCAGUGGUAAUGACAUACUGGACAAAUUUUGCCAAAACUGGAGACCCAAAUCAACCAGUUCCUCAAGACACGAAAUUUAUCCAUACCAAACCCAACCGUUUUGAAGAGGUAGCAUGGACCAGAUAUUCCCAGAAAGACCAACUUUAUCUCCAUAUUGGAUUAAAACCAAGAGUUAAAGAACAUUAUAGAGCCAAUAAGGUAAACCUCUGGUUAGAACUGGUACCUCAUCUACAUAAUCUCAACGACAUCUCUCAGUAUACCUCGACAACAACUAAAGUGCCAUCAACUGACAUCACUUUCAGACCUACGAGAAAAAAUUCUGUACCUGUCACAUCAGCCCUACCCACUCCUAAGCAGGAUGAUUCCAAACAACAACCGAGUCCAUUUUCAGUGGAUCAAAGGGACUACUCAACAGAGCUGAGUGUCACCAUUGCGGUUGGAGCAUCUUUGCUGUUCCUGAACAUCUUGGCCUUUGCAGCUCUGUACUACAAAAAGGAUAAAAGGAGACAUGAUGUCCACAGGAGGUGCAGCCCUCAGCGUACGACAACCAAUGACCUGACCCAUGCACAAGAGGAAGAGAUCAUGUCCCUUCAAAUGAAGCACACUGAUUUGGAUCAUGAAUGUGAGUCCAUCCAUCCACAUGAGGUGGUUCUUCGGACCGCCUGCCCCCCAGAUUAUACACUAGCAAUGAGGAGGUCACCUGAUGAUGUUCCCUUAAUGACACCCAACACCAUUACAAUGAUCCCCAACACAAUACCAGGGAUUCAACCCUUACACACAUUCAAUACAUUUACUGGAGGACAGAAUAAUACUCUGCCCCACCCCCACUCACACCCCCAUUCACAUUCAACAACCAGGGUAUAGCCAGAUAAAAGAAACAAACUAUUUUUUUUGAUGGAUUGCAGUAAAAGAAUUACUGAAGAUUCUUUGGCUUUCAACCUACAAGACUCUUGCUAUUUAAAUAAGAAGGAAUAUUAUGUGAAUAUACAUAUCAAGAACUUUGGGGGUUUUGAAAAAAGUUAAUUGUACAUAUAUAUCCAAUUAAACUUUGAAAACACAUUUCAAUUGCUGGAAGCAAUUGUUCUGAAUGAUACUUUUUCAUUAACAUUGAAGGAUUAAUUUUUUGAAGAUUUAUGUUGCAUAAUGGAAUUAGGCAUGUGGAACAUCAAACAGGAAAGAACUAUGUCUGAAAUAUAAAAAAAAAUCUAAAUAAAAAACCCAUGAAUAUGCACAAGGGACACGCCAAUGGAAUGUCAGAUAAUUUCCACCAGUUUUUAUUUGGAGCUGUUUUAUUGUGUAGACCAUAUUUACAUAUUUGGAUAGUACACAAAGCACCAAUGCUGUUAAUGGCCUUACAGAGGCUCAUGCUGAAAUUUGCCGGUAAAACAGAGAAGUUUAAAGACUGGCAGGUACAACAUUAUCACAUAAGUGCUGUCAGUAUAAUGUUGUGGGGAUAAAGGAAACUGGAUAUUUUUAGCACGAUGUGCAUGAUAAUUUAUAUGCUUGGUGGCUGUGCUGCUGAUUAAGCCGUAAUUAAAAUUCUUCUCAUCCCAUUGGAGUUUUUAAUAGAAGCUUCCUCCAUCAAUUGGCAGAACCUAAAGAAGAUUUCAAGGGGCAAAAGUAAUUAUAAUAAAAUAAUUCACAGUAGUUUUGAUAAUAAAAGAAUUAGUGAAUAAAGGUAUUUGAAGAAGCUAUAGGUAUAGUGGUGAAUACUCACUGAUACAAAUCCCAGAAUUUGUUUUCUGUGUUUUUGAUGUUCUUUUCAUUCUCAUUGAAAUAAUUUAUAGAAAUAGAAUCCUAAUUGGACAACAUGUGUAACAGGAUUAUAAUUUGUUGGGGGUGUGGUUACUCUGUAUUUUGUUCCUUUCGGUAAGGUGAAGUGUGUCCAAAGAGUUACUUGCAACAGUCUUUUAUGAUAUGAAGAUGCCCCAAAUUACCACUCUGAUUACAGUUCUCCAUUAAUUGAUUUACUCAUGUUGCAUGAAAAAAAUGUUUACUAAUAAUAAUUCAAUAUAAAGUUCUGUCCUUCCUCACAUCAGUUAUCUUUCUCACUGAGGUUUACUCACCGGAAUUUGUUCACGCAAUCUCAGUAGAGUACAACACAGAUACAGAAGCUAGACGGAGAGUCAACACCUGGAGGAGUUUAGUCUUACACACAUGUGUGAUUUUCAAUGAAUUAUCUAAGACCACAGGACACUCUUCAUCCCCUGUUGUUUACCAGUAACAGUAUAUCACAGACCUUUCCAAAUGUUUGUAUAUGUAAUCAGAUGUACAUUUAUAUUAAAAAAUGAGAUGGACUUAAAGAGCACAUCCUGAUAAAUACUUUCUCUCUUACCUGUACUAUAUUUCUAUUAGACUAAAGUUAUGUGAUUUUUUUUUACAUUUUUUCAGAUGACUAGCAAUUUUGAUAGUUUGUAAGAUAAUGCAAAGAACUUUCUCUGACAAACUAACUGCAGUAACAGAAACCUUUCUUUUCAGUUACUCUUUUUCAAGAAUGAAAGCUUAUUAUACAAAAAAAUUGUAUAUUACUUGAUGGAAACAACUUUGUACAUCUUGGCCAUGUCACUGGUCAUUGCGUGAAAUAAAGAUAAUCUGGAUAAUGACUAUUAGUCCAAUGCUAAGAGACAUGAUCUUUCGCUCAUUAAAGAGCUAAAAUAUUUAUUGCUGUUUUGUCUUUUUUUUAAAAAAAAUAACACACGAAAAAAUGACUGUCUCAAAGAGUCAUUUGUCUAGACCAGUCGGGUUUUUGAAGACAUAUGUAAGUUCUACAGAAAACACAUGUACUUAAAGGAGAGUCUUAUCUAAGUAAAAUUGGUAAAAUUUUAACAGCAUAAAGUUGUAAGUCCAAAACUCAUGAAGUAUAUUAGAUCUGUGUUUUCGAAUACCUCAUAUUUGAAAGUGUUGUAGAUAUAGAAAGUGUAAAUUGCUUUAAGAUAGAAACACAGGUUUUAGUUCUGAUCUAAGAAAAGGAUUAUUGGAAAUAAAUGUGCAAUAUUAUAUAGAAUGAGAACAGCUAGGUUUUUAGCAUAAGGGUGAUUAAAAUAAAAGUGAUUAUCAUAAAAUAGUGCAAUAGGAAGUUAUCUUUUCUAAGAUAAUUUAAAAGUUCUGAGUAGGACAUUAAACUGACACUAAGAGAGAUAAAUCUUUGUUUCAAGGAAUGUCUUUGCCUACAAUUCCCUUUUGCAAUUCCUGUUUAUAAAAUGUAGAUAUUGCAUCAUAACAUCAAAUAAAAAUCCAUUACAAGCAAAAGAGUCUUCAAAAUCCAGAGCGGUCUACAUGCAAUUUUUGCAUGAUGUGGUGAUGCUUCCAGACUGUGACCUGCUAAUGUAAACCAAUAAAAACAUUUAUUUAGCAUCUAAAAUAUUGUUUAAUCAGAGAAUUUUCUUCUACUCUAUUGAUUAAACAAAAUAUAUGAACAGAAAUAGAAACAUCAACAAAUGAGAUGUGAAAGAAAUCUUUCUUAUGCAUUAAUUCACUUGACAAAGCUCACAGUCUAUUAUAUUUUAAUGAUAGCAAAGUUGCUCUAAAUUUUUCCUCUGAUCAAUCUCUCCAAAACUAUAGCUGACAUCUGUUCUUAUUCAUUUAGGACAACUAUCUAGAAAAGCAAAGCAUAGCCCUAUUCCUUUUAAAAUAGUAUAUUUUCUAAAGUAUGUGGCUUCAACUUUGUGGUAGACAAAGCAGUCCUAGGUUUCAAUUACUGUUCUCAAGUCAUGACAAACUCAUUGUAAAGAGUAUUAUUUGCAAGUUUUAAAUUACAGCAGCUAGUUAUCUGAAUGUAAAACGUUUUCCCAAACAAAUGGAAGACUUUUUAAAGUUGAAAGUUUUUAAAGCUGAAACAUAAUUUUAAAAGGCAAAGCAAUUUAAAUAUCGCUACUAAAUGUAAACCAAUAUCUUUUAAACGUAUUUACAUGACAAUUUUUUUUAGAAAAAAAGUCAUGAAUAUUUUAGCUUAUCUAUAACUCAGAUUUUCCUGUCUUGGAAUAGAUUCAAAUAAUUAAAACUGCUAAAGAGUUUAUAAAAACAUGGAUUUAAUUUAUUGUUUUGCUUUUAUAUAAAAUUGUUGUUGUAUGUUUAUUGACAGAUUAAUGUUUCAAAUUAUGGAAUUAGAAAUAUAAAAGUGAAAAGUAUUAUAGUUUUAAAUAUAUAUUGACAGUGAACAAAUGCUAGCUGACUGCUAUAUACAUACCACAGAUUCAUCACUAACUAUGGAGAUUUAAAAAUCAUUUGCUAAAGCAUUAAAAAUAUCCAGUUUAUAUUUGGAUACCUUAUGUUAGCAACUUAAAGCAGCAAAUCUGAGUAUAGUUUAUUUCACUGAUAAUUUUAAAUUUAAAAGCUGCCAUAAUGAUGUUUUGAUUCAGAUUUAUCAACCUGUACAGUAUGAAAAGAACAAAAAACAAUUUUAAAAUAAUCAACCAAACAUGUUUAAUGCUUCAAAGGAAAACAGAUUAGCACUAAUUUUCUCACAAAACAAAAUUAAUGUCAUAACUUCAUGUCUCUAACAAAUCUUGUUAUUUUACCUCUUGAUAUAUUUAUAUUUACAAAUAUUAAUAUCAAGAAAGGAUACAAAGAAUGUGGUGAUUGUGUUCCAGCUUUAAAGACAUUAGUAUAUAGAUGAAAUCAUUGGGAUCCUUCUCCUCUCUCUCUCUCUCUCUUUCUCUGGUGAAUUUCACUAAAAUACUUUUACAGGGCAAAAUGAUGAUGAAAAUUCUUAGGAAGCUGUCAAAUAUCAUGAUAGUUCUUUGAUGUUUGUUUUCUUCUGUGCUUUUGGUUCAAAGUACUUGCCUUCUACUUUAUUUCCAGGAAUUAGUUGUUAUAGACUAUCACUUUUUAAUGUGAGUGAAAAUUAGAUAAUUUGGUGAUACUUGUGAAAACAUGCUCCCAAAUAAAUUCAAUUAAUGAGCACUUCCCUGCUAAGAUUUUGUUAUAAUUCAUUUAAUUAUCCUGUCAAGCUUUACUGUUACAAUUGUUUUGGCUUUUUAGUCAAUAAACUAAGGGAAUUUCUCUGACAGCCUUAUACCUCUCCUGUGCUUGAUAUAACAACAUAUAUUCUAAAUUUCCAUAGGAAGUCUCUAAAGAAAUUUUCCACUGUUGUGAAACAUUUGGUAACCAUGCUGAUUAUUUUUCAGAGAUAAAAAUUUGAUUUGAUUCUGGCAAUUUGCUAUAUUUGUAUGCAGGCUUGAAGUCAAUUUUAUUUGAUAAGAGUUGUAAAACAUAUAGACUAGAAAAAAGCCAAGUGUAGAAUAUUUAUUUUUCACCCAAAUUUUCUUGUAAACUUUACUGUCCUUAUUAUCAUUUGCUUAUUUUAAUAAUUUGAUUAAAAUAAUAUAAUUGUUCACAGAUUUCCAAGAAUAUUUAUCCAAAAAUUUAUUUUCUUGAAUUAAAUUUGCUUUUUAUAAGUUAUCAAAUAACUGAGACAAGAGUUAGGUGGAAUUUGAAAAGUAUCAGUUACCUAGGCAUCUGAUUCAAUGGCACUAAAGUGCAGAUUGUUAAAUAGCCAACAUAUUUGAAAUGGUUUUCCCCAAAAACUUUAAUUAAAAUGAGUUUGAGGUUGUUCAGGACAGACAGAAUAGAUAUAUAACUACUUCUAGUCAGUCAUUACAUAUGAUACACACAUAUAUAGCUUGUAGACUAUAUAUAUAUAUAUAACACCCUGUGAUAUAUAUGCUUUAUAUACAUGUUAAUGUAUAGUUUUAAAACAGUAUAUAUAUAAUACAUGCUCAUGUAUUAUAUAUGCAUAUACAUAUGAAAAAGAUAUUUAUGAUGGUCUCCCAGAUUUAUAGAUUUAUAAGUGACAUUUGUUACUCCUACAUAUAGUAACAUGGUGGUGUUUGGUCAGUUUUGGAAUGUCAAAUUAAUGGUGUUGAAAUGAACGAUUGCCCCAUUAAAGCUUCAAUGAAAAAUGGUAAAAAUACAAUAACAGAAAAUUAGCAGUUAAGGCAAAAGUACUGUUUUUGAGUGCCAUUUUCAAAGAUGAUGUCUAUUUUAGAUUAAGUUUUUAAAAGGAUUUUAAAGCCGAGGAAGAUAGCUCAAAGGGUUAGAGUGUUUGUUUGCAGAAGACACAGGGUUUGCUCCCACAGUGCAUAGUCCUCUGAGUACCUGAAGCUACCCCAAAUUUUAAAAGAGGGUAGUAGCCCCUGGGCGCCACCAGGUAUUGCUUCCCCAAAACAAGACAAAAUUUUUCAUUAAAAGAACUUUCAAAAUUUUAUUCAUCAUUUCUUUGUACUUAUGAUAUUUAGGAAUUUAAUGAGACUUUUUAUUUUUUGAUAUGGCCACUAGGCUGUCAUGAUUCUCGGUGUGAACAGCCAUGGUUUUCAUUAAAAAGAUAUUCAUUACUAUGAAUAAAUAUGACCAAAUGUUGUCAACUAUCGUUAAACUCAGAAAUAGUUUAUUUUCCCCUGAACAUAAACAAUAAACAUUUGCAAAUCCAUAGGCUCCUUAGAACUUUUUGUUUGUUUGUUUUUUGGGUCACAUCCAGCAAUGCUCAGGGGCUACUACUGGCUCUGCACUCAGGAAUUACUCUUGGCAUUACUUGAGAAACCACAUGGGAUCCCGGGGAUCGAACCCAGGUCAGCCACUGUACUAUUGCUCCAACCUCCCAAUUUCUAUGUAUUACCAAACAUGUGCUGGUGGUUCUGAUUAUACUUAAACUGGUAUUUUAUGGCUUGUUUACCUCUUGAAGAAUGCAGGAAGAGAAGUGGAGCAUGAAGUUUGGGAGCUUAGAUACGUUUGUCUUGUACCUUUUCCAAAUGAUAAAGGAAAUAAGGAAGAAAAAUAAAAAAUGAAUAGGAGUUAGGAAACAGGAAUAAAGGAAGAAAAACUUCAAUACUGAGAGAAUUUUCUUUCUUUUUAUAAAUAGAAAUAGCAUUUUAAAAUAAAAUGUAAACUAUUUUAUAAGAAAAGAGAAAAUAGGCUUAAAUAAAUACCUCUAAGCCAUAAUACUUUAUAUUUAAUGAUCAAGAUUAAUGAUACCUAGCCAGAGAUAAUUCAGAUCUUGACAAUGUCCUGCUCAAAUUGUGUCACUGGAAUCAAAAAUAAUGUCUAGAGUGAUAGAAACUUGGUCUUGCCCUAUAAAGUCAAUAAUAAUUUUGGUAGAGAAGGUUAAGUGAUACAUAAAUUUCAUCUUCUAAGUGAUACAUUUCAUAAUUAAGGUAGACGUCUGGAGACUCAGUUAAAUGAUUAAAUAGGUGAACAUUAAGUUGGAUAUUUAAUAUCCCCUGAAUUAUUUUUGAAGUACACUAUGACUAGAGACAAGAACUCCUUAACAUAAAAUAAAAUAGAAUAAAAUUAAACACCUUCAGAUAAAAACUCCUUUUAAGUAUUAAAAUUCCUUACAAUUGUUGCAUCUGUUAAACAAAUUCUACCAUUGUUCUUCUCUUGAUAACUCAAAUUUUACUACAUACUCAUGUCAUUGAACACUAUUCUCACUUCAUUAGCCUUAACACUUUAUUAUAGUCUAUGAAGAUCCUUUUUCCAUCUUAGACUCAUAAUAUCCAAUAUAAUGACAAAUGUCCCUUCUUUUUUCUUGCUUUUCUUCCUGGGCCAAAACUGGCAGUUCUCACGUUUUGUUGUUGCUUUUCUUGUUGUUUGAUUGUUUGUUUUUACCUGGGUUUGUUCUCUGGGAUUAUCCCUGGAGGGUCACAGAGGAUCAAAUGGAGUGUCAGGGAUGGAACCCAGGUCAACUGCUUGCAAACCAAGUGCCUCACCCACUGUACGAUCUCUCUAGCCAUAGUACUAGCUCUCUACUCUUUUAUCUCCAACUAAAAAAAUCUACAAUAAAGAACCAUAUUGAGGACAAGGAUUUGAGAGAGUAGUGAUAGAAGUAUUAUAUGCAGUAUUCACAAAAACAAUGACUGCCAUUUAUUUAGCAUUUUCUAGAUCCUUGGUUGUUUAUCACAUUUUUAAAUAAAUCUUUACACAUUAUUUUCAAAGCAGUUAUUGAUACUUUAUAUGUACUGAUUAUUUAAUCAUUUAUAUGAUACAUACUAAAGACAGAUUGUAUAUGAUUCACUAAGUAUCUACUGGUUGAUUCAUCUUAUCCAUGACCAGAACACAAAUAUUAGUAGAUAUAUUAAAAUAUAUUUUGUUUAAUAUGAAAUAGUUGAAUAGUUAUACUAAUUAUCAUCAUGAGAAAUUUAGGAUAAUUACUCUAGACCUUCUACUUGGAUAUUUUUGAACUGCUAGUGUUUUAUAUUUAUAAUUAUAUCAUAAAAUGAAAAGCAUUCUGCCAUUAUAUUUUCCCCUUUCAUGACUGUUAUCAUGCAGAUGUGAUAUGGCAAGUCAAAAGUAGACUUCAAAUGGAAUUGCUUAGUAGAAAAGGCAAUAAAUGGAUAAAUGUAAAACAAUCAAAGUAGGGCAAAAUACUCGAUACUAAAAAGUAAUCAUUGUUCUCACUUAAACGUAAUCAAGAAAUAAAGAGAGAUAGUACACUUUUAAAGGAGCUUGACUUGCAUUCAUUUUACCUCUCUUUAAUUCCUAGCACCAGAUGAUCCCCUGAACUUCCCAGAAUGACCCCUGAAUACUAAGCAGGUAGUUGCCCCUGAGCAAGAUCAGGUAUGGCCCCCAAUCCCCAUACCUUUUUAUUCAAGAGUGCAAAUUAAAGGAAGAAACACAAAAACAUCAAAAAUAUUUUGAGUCUUUAUUGAAUCUAUGGGGACUGGAGCAAUAGCACAGCAGGUAGGGCAUUUGCCUUGCACUAGGCCGACCUGGAGUUGCAUCCUCUGUCCCUCUCGGAGAGCCAGCAAGCUACGGAGAGUAUCCCGCCCGCACGCCAGAGACUGGCCAGCUACCAAUGGUGUAUUCAAUAUGCCAAAAACAGUAACAACAAGUCCUGUUGCACUGUCGUCCAAUUGUUCAUCGAUUUACUCGAGUGGGCACCAGUAACGUCUCCAUUGUGAGACUUGUUACUUUUUUGGCAUAUGGAAUAGUCCACGGGUAGCCUGGCAAGCUACCGGUGGCAUAUCCAAUAGACACAGUACAACAAUAAAAUGUUAGAAGUAUAUGUGAAAUUUUAGUUACUUUCAGUAAUUAUUUUGGUAGUCGCAAUGGUGUUAUCAAUACAUUGAGACUACUAUAUAUAUAGUCCUUAUAUGAGACUACUAUGUAUGUACUACUAUAUAUAUGAGACUACUAUAUAUGUAGAAUUAUAAUUGACACAUUUGAGACUCCCUAUCAAUUACUAUAAAUUCCCUAUCAAUUAGUAUAAAUUGGAUAACUGAUCACUAUGCUGACUAUGGGUUGGAAUUGUUUUAUGUUUUCUUUAUGCUCAGUGGGUAGGUGAGGCGUUUGCCUUGCACGGGGCUGACCCAGGUUCUAUUCCUCCGCCCCUCUCCAGUCACAAUAAGAAUUCCAGGGCCCCAGAGUGUGGGCUUGAACCUGCUUCAGAAUGAAUAGUGAAAGACAGGGAACAUAAAUAAACUGAGGGGCAAAGACAAAUAGAAUUAUUAACCAUAAUGGUUAAAAGAAAAAUUCCUUUCUCACCUAUGGAGAUUACUGGAAUUCAGCUCAUGGUUUUGAAAAACUGCUAAAUCAAAGGAAAGUUAAAGAGUAGUUUUAACAUUUGUCUAUCAUAUCUAUAAUAAAUUAACCAAUUAGGAAGUAGAGGGAAUUUUCUCUUUGCAGAAAGCUGCAAAAGAAAAUAUCAUUAUGUUAAAAUUUUACUUUCUCACUUUUAAUAAAUUAAUGGAUCUAACGAGCAAUAGUGUCUAAUUAUGUCAUAAAAAUAGAAAUAAUGAGCCACAUUACUUAUAGAAACACAAUUCAACUUCUGCAAAGGUUUUGAAUUAAAAACUGAACUAUUUCCAAUAAAUUAUCUAGGUUCAACUAUAAGAUAAAGCAUAAGUAAUACAUAGGACAAAGAAAAAAAUAUCACAGUAAGUGAAAUUUUUUGCCACUGGCACAUCCUGUUUUUUUCUAAGAAAUAAAUUGCAAAGGGGGGAAUGAUAUAAAAUAGUUGAAAAUAUUUACUAAAAACUAUGUUGGUCUAUUCACAUUGUUCAUAUUCAACUAUGUGAACAGUAAAAAUAAUAGAAUGGAUAAAGGCACUUUCAUUCACUCUAUCCCAGCUGAAUCCCAGAACCCUGUAUGGUCACCUGAGUCCACCAGGAGUGGUACCUGAGCACAAAGCAAGGAGGAUGACCCUCAAAACCAAGCAACCAAUCAAAUGCAAUUAAGAAAAUUACCAUUAAAAUUCCCUCAAAUUAUAAACAAAAAUAUAAACAUGAAAGCAUAAAUAAAAUCAAGGUGGUAGCUCUAUAAUGCUUACAGGAGAGAAAAAAGUGUGGUUCAGAUGGGUAAUCUCAAGGAAACUUGUGUGGUCUACACAAUUCUCUUGUUUUCUGGAUAAUGUUGUCAAGAAAUUUCCCUUUCAAGACUGUAUUAAAGUAAAUAUUUAUCUUAUUAGGUUUUUAGGUAUUUAUAUUAUACAAUAAAAUGGGAAGGCAUGUAAUAAAAGACAUAAGGCAUCAAUGUUUUACAUUUAAAUUAUGUGAGUCCGUUCAUUGAAAUGACCUACCAACUGCCUAAUAUAAAGAGUGGAAAGACUACCUUAUCACGAAAUGUCAGGAUAUCUAAACAGAACGUUUUAGCCUGGAAGUUAGGAGGCUCUAAACCUCAGUUUUAUAAAUUAGAAUACACUGAAUAAAUGCCUUCACACAUUUAAGGAGACAUUAUGGUCAACAUUGGAUGUUGUAUCUGAACAAAAUAUAGGUCCGGUAUUUCUCCCCACGAACGUAUGGGACAGGAGAAAGACAUCAAGGGAACAGCAGGAAAACUUCGUAGGAGGCCAGGAAUAAUCAGUGCAAUUCACAGUGUGAACUGAGAGAGACCAGGUAGAGAUUAUCUCUAGAAUAAAAUUGAAACUGUAUUUGGAGUAUCUGAUGUGUUUCAUUGUGUGAAAAAAUAAUGUCAUUUAUAUGGGUUUUAUUAUUCUUUUGCAGAAUUUGGGAGGAUGUAGAAAACUAAGGAACAAACAAAAUGAUCAUUUUUUGAUGCAAGAAAAACAAAUUACUAUAAGAAAUGGAAUAUAAUCCUUGAAUAUAUAUUUGUGCACAUGAAUGGAAAUACACUUAGGGGAACAUUUUUACAAAUUGAAAGGUUGAGUCAAAGAAUAUUUUCUUCCCUUUUGACUAGUUCCUGAUUGAUUUUCAAAAUAUUACACAGUUACAUUCCCACCAAAGUGUAUUAGAAUUACUGUUUUCCUACACAGGCCAAAAAUUGUAACUAUCACUUUUUUAUCUUAACCAUUUUAAUAAAAACAAAAAGCCAUUAUUGUAUUACUUUGCAUUUUUAAUUAAGGUAAAGCAUCUUUUCUUAUGCUUGUAAGUCAUUGUAUUUAUUUUAUAUUAAAUGUUUUCCUUUACUUUGUACUAUUUUCUAGUUGUUUAUUAAUCUCUACCUAUGAAAUUAUAAGUUCUCUAUAGAUAAAUAAAAUCAGUACUUUCA
Messenger RNA from Sorex araneus (European shrew), 14282 nucleotides. It is a transcript of the gene NLGN1, whose product is annotated as neuroligin 1. The transcript is spliced from 8 exons. Gene Ontology annotation, molecular function: neurexin family protein binding; signaling receptor activity. The record is from RefSeq and is a predicted model, not a curated record. Bases 1116 to 3707 code for a protein of 863 amino acids. Gene Ontology annotation, biological process: modulation of chemical synaptic transmission; chemical synaptic transmission; neuron cell-cell adhesion. NCBI's taxonomy places the organism in Eukaryota, Metazoa, Chordata, Mammalia, Eulipotyphla, Soricidae. Gene Ontology annotation, cellular component: synapse; cell surface; postsynaptic specialization membrane.